Molecule: messenger RNA, 2321 nt
Organism: Ilyonectria robusta
Lineage: Eukaryota; Fungi; Ascomycota; Sordariomycetes; Hypocreales; Nectriaceae
Product: NMDA receptor-regulated protein 1-domain-containing protein
Exons: 3
Coding region: 123-2303 (726 amino acids)
Biological process (GO): N-terminal peptidyl-methionine acetylation
Cellular component (GO): cytoplasm; NatA complex
Molecular function (GO): protein binding; protein-N-terminal amino-acid acetyltransferase activity
Source: RefSeq, a predicted model, not a curated record
CCCAACGGCUUGUCAUCGCUACCUCUACACGCCGACACUGCACACUCUGGCGUUUUCCGGAUACAAACCGACCCCCCCGAGAACCGCAUCUCCCGUGUCCAUCUCAGCCACCGCCAUCCACGAUGCCGCAGCCACUCGCCUCGAAAGAGGCGGCCCUCUUCCGCUCCGUCAUCCGCAGUUAUGAGGACAAGCAAUACAAGAGAGGACUCAAGUCCGCAGAGCUCAUCCUCAAGAAGAACCCCAAGCAUGGUGACACCACUGCCAUGAAGGCUCUGAUCUUGAAUGCUCAGGGCAAGACUGAGGAGGCUUUUGCUCUUGGCAAGGUUGCUCUGACAAUGGACAUGAAGUCGCACAUUUGCUGGCACGUGUAUGGCUUGCUGUACCGGGCGAACAAGAACUUCGAGGAGGCAAUCAAGGCAUACAAGUUUGCUCUGCGACUCGAGCCUGAGUCGGCACAGAUCCAGCGCGAUCUUGCUACCCUGCAAGUUCAAAUGCGUGACUAUCAAGGCUACAUCCAGAGCCGGACAGCCAUGCUCCAGGCACGACCACAGCUGCGCCAGAGCUGGACCGCCCUCGCCAUCGCUCACCACAUUUCUGGCAACCCACAUGAGGCUGAGAACGUCUUGACAACUUACGAGGGCACGAUGAAGGGCACACCCUCUCGCAGCGACUUUGAACACUCGGAAGCCGUCAUGUACAAGAACUCGCUCAUUGGCGAGCAAGGGGAUUAUGAGCGAGCCCUGGAACACUUGAACUCUGCGGCUAAGUAUAACCUCGACCGGUUGGCUGUUAUGGAGGCUCGGGCCGAGUAUCUCUCCAAGUUGGGUAGGAAUGAGGAGGCAGCAACAGCAUACAGGGCACUGAUCGACCGUAACUCGGACUACGCCUCGUACUACGACAAGCUUCUCGAGGUUCUUGAUAUCCCCGAGGGAGAUCUCAAGGCCCGAAAGGCGAUCUACGACGAGUAUGCAGACAAGUACCCCCGAUGUGACGCUGCAAGGAGGUUGCCCCUGGACUUCCUGACAGGUGACGAGUUCGAGGAAGCUGCCGAGUCAUACCUGACACUCAUGUUCAACAAGGGCGUUCCCUCAACAUUCGCUAACUUGAAGCAUCUUUACUCCGACUCAUUCAAGAAGGAAACGCUAGCCGAGUUGGCCGAGGAGUAUUUAGAGUCUCAAGAUGCCGAUACCUCGAGCAAGGACAAGGGAGAGGCAGCAGCGCUUUACUACCUGGCACAGCAUCACAACUAUUCUUUGAGUCGGGAUUUGGCCAAGGCGAUGGAGUACGUCGACAAAGCCAUCGAGAAAGAUCCUAAGAGCGUCGACUUCCACAUGACCAAGGCCCGGAUUCUGAAGCACAGUGGAAAUGUGAAAGAGGCUUCUGAGAUGAUGGACCGUGCUAGGAAACUGGAUCUCAAGGACCGAUAUAUCAACACCAAGGCCGCUAAAUAUCAACUUCGCAAUGACGAGAACGAUAAGGCCCUGAAGACGGUGGGCCUCUUCACCCGUGCCGAGACCGUUGGAGGACCAUUUGCAGACCUUUUGGAUAUGCAAUGUAUUUGGUAUCUGACUGAGGAUGGUGAGUCAUAUGCGCGACAGGGCAACCUGGGUCUCGCGCUCAAGCGAUUCCUCGCCGUGUCCAACAUUUUUGAUGUUUGGCAUGAGGAUCAGUUCGAUUUCCACAGUUUCUCUUUAAGGAAGGGACAGAUUCGAGCCUACAUUGAUAUGGUCCGAUGGCAGGACCACGUUCGUGAUCACCCGUUCUUCUCGCGAGCUGCCCUUGAUGCUAUCGACAUCUACCUGAAGCUGGCGGACAAGCCGUCAGCGAAUGGAGUCAACGGAGCGGAGAGUGGUGAUGCUGAGGAUGCUCUUGCCAAGAAGAAGGCAGCCAAGAAGGCAAAGAAGGAAUUGCAGCGUCUAGAGCGGGAGGCUCUCGAGAAGCAGGCCAAGCAGGAUCCCAAUAAGGCUAGCAAGGAUGGAGAAGCGACGAAGACAGACGAAGACCCUCUGGGCUUGAAGCUGGCUGCCACGAGCGAUCCCCUUGGAGAGGCGAUGAAGCUCCUCAGCCACCUGCUUCAGUUUAGUCCCAAGAUCCUUCAGGCCCAGCUCACCGGCUUUGAGGUUUACAUGCGCCGCAAGAAGUACGUUCUUGCGCUUCGCUGCCUCAAUGCUGCGCUGGCUCUUGAUGCCACGUCGCCCAAGGCGCUGGAGCAGUCCGCUGAGUUCAGCAAGCUUCUGAGCACGGCAUCCGAUAUCUCACCGAAGGUCCUGGAGGUGCUAAAGGCCGAGUUCAAGUCUAACUAGCCGUUAACGGAUUGAGUC